GAAGAUGGCGGCGCCCAGAGCGGUAGCGUGAAGUUCGGUGGUGGUGGUAGUCGCAGGCCAUUCGUGCUGGAAUCAAAACAGUGGGACCGUGCGCCAUGUCGCGACUGAUCGUGAAGAACCUCCCAGAUGGGAUGAAGGAGGGGCGUUUCCGGCAGCUGUUCACUGCCUUCGGCACGCUGACGGACUGCAGCCUCAAGUUCACCAAAGACGGCAAGUUCCGCAAGUUCGGCUUCAUCGGCUUCAAGUCCGAGGAAGAGGCCCAAACAGCGCUGAACCAUUUCAACAAGAGUUUUAUCGACAUGUCCCGGAUCACGGUGGAGUUCUGCAAGUCGUUUGGGGACCCGACAAAGCCCCGAGCCUGGAGCAAGCAUGCCCAGAAAACAAGCCAGUCCAAGCCACCUCCGAAAGACAAAGACUCCAUCUCCCCAGAAACUAAGAAGGAUGACAAGAAGAAAAAGGUAGCGGGUGAACUGGAGAAGCUGAGGGAAGAUAACGAGUUCCAGGAGUUCCUGUCGGUUCACCAGAAGCGGACGCAGGUGGCCACCUGGGCGAACGAUGCCCUGGACGUUGAGCCCUCGAAAGGGAAGAACAACUUGGCCAACGACUACCUGAACUUCGACUCUGACUCAGGGCAGGAGAGCGAGGAGGAGGGAGCCGGGGAGGCCCCGGAAGAGGAGGACAGCGGCCUCGAACCCAAGGCAGCCGUACGGAAGGAGCUGUCGGACAUGGAUUACCUGAAAUCCAAGGUGGUGGAGGCCGAGUCGCCAUCCUCAGGGGAGAGUGAAGACGAAGCCGUGAACUGUGAGGAGGGGAGCGAGGCCGAGGAAGAGGGUUCCUGCACCACCCCUGCCCAGCAGGACAGGGAGGCGGCCCGAGCCGAGGUGCGUGUGGAUGAGACCGAGAAACCAGCCAAUCAGGAGGAACGCACCAUCACCCACACCGUGAAGCUGCGGGGAGCCCCGUUCAACGUCACAGAGAAAAAUGUCAUGGAAUUCCUGGCACCCCUGAAACCGGUGGCCAUUCGAAUAGUGAGAAAUGCCCAUGGAAACAAAACAGGGUACGUCUUUGUGGAUUUCAGCAGUGAAGAGGAAGUGAGGAAAGCUCUGAAAUGCAACAGGGAAUACAUGGGUGGACGCUACAUCGAGGUGUUUAGGGAAAAGAACUUCCCCGCAGCCAAGGCGCCCCCAGAGAAUAGCGCCAAACCCUGGCAAGGCCGGACACUCGGGGAGCAUGAAGAGAAAGAGGACCUGGCCGACUCUGGGAGGCUCUUUGUGCGAAACCUGCCCUACACCAGCUCCGAGGAAGACCUGGAGAAGCUCUUCUCCAAAUACGGUCCCCUGUCUGAGCUGCAUUACCCCAUCGACAGCCUGACCAAGAAGCCCAAGGGCUUUGCCUUCGUCACCUUCAUGUUCCCGGAGCACGCCGUGAAGGCCUACGCAGAGGUGGAUGGGCAGGUGUUCCAGGGCAGGAUGCUCCACGUGUUACCAUCCACCAUCAAGAAGGAGGCCAGCGAGGACGCAGACGCCCCAGGAUCAUCGUCUUACAAGAAGAAGAAAGAGUCAAAAGACAAAGCCAACAGCUCCAGCUCUCACAACUGGAACACGCUGUUCAUGGGCCCGAAUGCAGUGGCCGACGCCAUCGCCCAGAAGUACAGUGCCACCAAGAGUCAAGUGUUUGACCACGAGACCAAGGGCAGCGUGGCCGUGCGCGUGGCCCUGGGAGAGACCCAGCUCGUCCAAGAGGUGCGGCGCUUCCUCCUCGACAAUGGGGUCAGUCUGGACUCCUUCAGCCAGGCCGCCGCUGAGCGAAGCAAGACCGUGAUCCUGGUGAAGAACCUCCCGGCCGGCACCCUGGCGGCCGAGUUGCAGGAGACCUUUGGCCGCUUCGGCAGCCUGGGCCGCGUGCUGCUGCCAGAGGGCGGCGUCACGGCCAUCGUGGAGUUCCUGGAGCCGCUGGAGGCCCGCAAGGCCUUCCGACACCUGGCCUACUCCAAGUUCCACCACGUCCCCCUGUAUCUGGAGUGGGCUCCGGUGGGCAUCUUUUCCAGCCCAGCCCCACAGAAGAAAGAACCCGGAGAUGCACCAGCAGAGCCGGCCGGAAAGGACAGGAUGGAGCCAGAAACAGGGGGGGCGACCCAUGCAGACGGCGAGACCCCAGAAGGUGAAAAGCCGACAGAGGGAACAGCACACGACACUUCAGCAAAGAUGGAGGAGGAAGAGGAGGAGGAGGAGGAGGAGGAAGAGGAGAGCCUUCCCGGGUGCACUCUGUUUAUCAAAAAUCUCCACUUCGACACAACCGAGGAGACGCUGAAGGGAGUGUUUUCCAAAGUGGGUGUGGUGAAGAGGUGCUCCAUUUCCAAGAAGAAGAGCAAAGCAGGAGUGCUGCUGUCCAUGGGGUUUGGAUUCGUGGAAUACAGGAAACCGGAGCAGGCCCAGAAAGCUCUCAAACAGCUCCAGGGUCACGUCAUGGACGGCCACAAGCUGGAAGUGAGGAUCUCAGAACGAGCCACCAAGCCAGCCCUGACAUCCGCUCGGAAGAAACAAGUGCCCAGAAAGCAGACAACCUCCAAGAUCCUGGUGCGGAACAUCCCCUUCCAGGCUGACAGCCGUGAGAUCCGCGAGCUCUUCAGCACCUUCGGGGAGCUGAAGACCGUCCGCCUGCCAAAGAAGAUGACGGGGAUGGGCACGCACAGAGGGUUCGGCUUCGUCGACUUCCUCACCAAGCAGGACGCCAAGAGGGCCUUCAACGCCCUGUGUCACAGCACCCACUUGUAUGGCCGGAGGCUGGUGCUGGAGUGGGCCGACUCCGAGGUGAGCCUGCAGACCCUGCGACGGAAGACGGCCGAGCACUUCCACGAACCCCCGAAGAAAAAGCGGUCUGUGGUGUUGGACGAGAUCCUGGAGCAGCUGGAAGACAGUGAGAACGACGGCGAGGAGCAGACCCUUCAGCUGUGAGCUGGCACCGAGGGGCCAAAGAACAGGCGCAGCAUGCCACCGUGCCCGGCAGUCCCUCGUGGCAGCACGAGGAUCCGGAAGUGGCAGAAACUACCGAGCCCUGCGUCCAGCCCAGCCAUUGGCGGUUCCCGCACGAGUUCCCCCUCUUGCUCCUCCUCCCAGCAACCCUGAGAUGCAGGCAGGGCCCCACUGUGCCGGUGCGAAGGUCGGGGUGCAGAGGGACUUCAGGGCUUGCACCGGGGUGCGCAGCUACAUGGGCUUAAGGACCCUCGGGCCCCACUGCCCACGAGCCCGGAAUACUCACCAGGAUGAAGGCAGCUGUCCGGAGUUGGGCUGUUUGGGCAUGAAGCCCCGCUCCACCCAGCACAGACUGGGGACCCCUGCCAAGUCAGCUCACCUCCCUGGGCCCAGCCUCCUCCUCACUAACUGGUUCCCACCUCAGAGGGCUUUAGCGAGAAAGAAAUGUAAUGAUCGUGAAGAACGCCAGGAACAGUGCUGAGCGUGUAAGGCGGGCUCCAGAAGCUUCUGUUCUUGCUCCCCCCUCCAGGGCUGCUAAGCUGGAGUUCCCACCUCCGUCUCUCCACGGGACUGCUCACAGCCUGGGGCGUGGCCUCUGUCCUGCCCCUUCCUCGCCACUUGGGACCCUGAGCCCUGGUUUAGUCACCAGAGCAUCUUCUGUCCGCGCUGACCAUGGGGCCACUCCCGAAGCACCAAGCUCCAAACCCAGACACUGGCUCAUUGGUUGAGCCCGGCUGUGUCACUAACGGCAGACGCCCUCUACUCACAGGCUGCGGACGCUGUGAAAUGCAAACAGGUCCCCAGCCCUGGCAAGCAGUGUCCCAAGGCUCAUCCCAGACCUGGGGUGCCCACACCUACUCCCGCCUGGAGAUUCACACGCAGCACACACCGGGAGGGGGAUGGUAGAGAGUAAAGAGCUAUAACCCCUCUGCCCUGGGUCUGAACCCCAGCUGUGUGAUUUUGGGACCAGCGAGGUCCCCUCUGACCCUCAGCUUCUCUUUCUAUAAAAUGGGGGUGAUCUUGUACCUACCUCAGGGACGGUGCUUGGACUACAUCAGUCAAUCCAAGUAAAGCCCAGAGCAAGCA
This is a messenger RNA of Eubalaena glacialis (North Atlantic right whale), 4058 nucleotides long. RefSeq names its product RNA binding motif protein 19 (gene RBM19). The transcript is spliced from 25 exons. The record is from RefSeq and is a predicted model, not a curated record. Lineage: Eukaryota; Metazoa; Chordata; Mammalia; Artiodactyla; Balaenidae. Gene Ontology annotation, molecular function: RNA binding. The coding region runs from base 96 to 2954 and encodes 952 amino acids.